CAAAAUAUCUGUUGGCGGUCAGGACAUUGCACUUACACGAGCGAACGAUGUUGCUGUGUUAGAUACUGGAUCAUCACUUAUUCUUGCACGGACCACUAUAGCGGAUCAGAUUAACACAGCAUUAGGUGGUGUUUUCUCGUCUGCGGCACAGGCGUAUUUAAUACCAUGCGACGCAACGCUGCCAGAUAUGACGUUUACUUUCGGAGCUGCGUCUUUCACCAUCCCAGGCCCCGAUUUGAUUUUUCAAGAAGGAAAAGAGUGUGUGAGCGUUAUUAUCCCAGGUGACCUUGGCGAUGUGUCAUUUCUUUUGGGCGAUACUUUCUUAAAGAACAAUUAUGCCUACUUCAACAUGGAUGAGUCAACUAUCGGACUUGCCAAGGCUAAACGCUAG
Molecule: messenger RNA, 391 nt
Organism: Paraglomus occultum
Lineage: Eukaryota; Fungi; Glomeromycota; Glomeromycetes; Paraglomerales; Paraglomeraceae
Source: the annotation of a GenBank genome assembly